Molecule: messenger RNA, 1456 nt
Organism: Pundamilia nyererei
Lineage: Eukaryota; Metazoa; Chordata; Actinopteri; Cichliformes; Cichlidae
Gene: hpxb
Product: hemopexin b
Exons: 10
Coding region: 39-1346 (435 amino acids)
Biological process (GO): intracellular iron ion homeostasis; heme transport
Molecular function (GO): heme transmembrane transporter activity
Source: RefSeq, a predicted model, not a curated record
AGUGAGACUCCAGAUCUGAGGACUUCAGCAAGAGAAACAUGGAGCUGAUCACCAGAACUCUGCUUCUGGGUCUGGCACUUUCCCUCACUAAUGCAGCACCUGCGCAUCAAGACGAGCCAGCACCAGAAGAUGGAGAUGCUGCUCUACCAGACCGGUGUGAAGGAAUUGAGUUUGACGCUAUCACUCUUGAUGAGAGUGGAAAAAACCCCUUCUUCUUCAAAGAGGGCCACCUGUGGAAUGGUUUCUAUGGUCCAGCUAAACCCUCAACGAUGUUCUUCAAGGAGCUAGAUGAACACCACCACCUCGGCCAUGUCGAUGCUGCUUUUCGGAUGCACAACCCAGCGAAACAAGAUGCCCACGAUCACAUCUUCCUCUUCCUGGAUGACCACGUGUUCAGCUAUUACAACCACACUCUGGAGACCGGAUAUCCAAAAACUAUCCAGGAGGAUUUUCCUGGAGUCCCCACACAUCUAGAUGCUGCUGUGGAGUGUCCUCAAGGAGAGUGCAUUACCGACUCUGUUCUGUUCUUCAAAGGGCAAGAUGUGUAUGUUUAUGAUAUAGUCACAAAGACAGUGAAGACCAAGACGUGGCCCCACCUGCCUCUCUGCACCUCUGCUUUCCGCUGGGCAGAACACUACUACUGUUUCCAUGGACACAACUUCACCAGGUUCAACCCAGUAUCAGGAGAAGUUAGCGGCACGUACCCAAAGGAUGCCCGCAAUUACUUCAUGAAGUGCGAAAACUUUGGUCACGGAGGUGAUCACAAGGCUCCUAAAUGCAGCGAAGUCAAACUAGAUGCCAUUACUACAGAUGACAGAGGCAGAAUUUAUUUAUUUACAGGGCUUAACUACAUGCGUGUGGACAACAGGCGUAACGGCCUUCACGCCUUUCCAAUAACCAGGGGAUGGAAAGAAGUGACAAACGGGGUGGAUGCCGUUUUCUCCUACACCAACAAAAUGUACCUGAUUAAGGAUGAUCAGGUUUACAUCUAUAAAACUGAUGCCCACUACGUCCUAAUUGAAGGCUACCCUAAAUCCCUCAGGGAGGAAUUAGGCGUUGAAGGAACCGUGGAUGCCGCUUUCCUCUGUCCCAAUGAACACACAGUUCAUAUACUCCAAGGACACAUGAUUCGUGACGUUGACCUCACUGCCACGCCCAGGGUCAUCAACCGAGAAAUACCUUUGCCCUUGCCUGAUAUUGAUGCUGGUCUCUGUGGUCCAGAUGGCAUUAAAGUGUUCAAGGGUUCACAGUAUUACCUCUAUGAAAGUCCCAUGAUAUUGGCUACAAGCAGGAUCGCUCCUGUUCCUCGAAACAUCACGUCAGGAAUGAUAGGGUGUGAGGAUUAAUCAGAAAAAGAAAAAUGAGGAAGAAACCUUAAUAAUAAUUUACUGGCAAGUCAGUUUUUGGACGUGAAGACUCCAGCGAAAGCUAAAGUAAUAGGGAACAGCUUUAUUAG